AUGUCGCUCACCCGCGCCUUCACCAAGCGUCACAAGCGCCCGGAGGUCUCCGCUCCCAUGCCCUAUCGCGAAGGCCAGGUCAAAUACUCCGCCGGCACCAUCUCUCGUGGCAAGAUUCUCCGGUCCUACUUGCACUCGGCCACCUCUUCCUCGUCGUCGUCCUCCUUGCAAUCGCCCGACGACUCGGAGCGCUCCUUCGCCCAGCAUAGCUUUGGUUCGCCGUUGACCACCCCCGAGGAGUCGCCCGUCGAGCCCAAUCCCCUCUCGGCGUAUUUUCCCAAGCGCUCCGCUACUGUCACCAGCCAUCCGCGUUCCUCGACUUCCACUGCCUCGUCGACCGACGCGCCGCUCAUCCCCAAGCGCGCGCUGUCGCACACGAAGCGCUCGCACCAGGAACUGGCCCGUCAGCGCUCCAUCUCGCGCAUGUCGCCGCCGUUGAACUCCAUGCGCAGCAGUCCGUCCAUGCGGCCCCCGCCCGCGGACAUCUCCAAGCCCGAGCCGCAUCCGUUCAGCAAGGAACUGGAGCAGGUGAACGAGGUGGUCGAGGAGUUUGGCGGCGGAAAUCGCGUGCUGGACGAGGAAGAACAGAUCCUGUACCGCAAGGGGCUCUGCAAGUUCACCGCCGACGAUUACCUGGUGGAACUCGAAGAUCUCUACGGCAGUAUCUUCGACGAUCGACUGGGGAGUAUCGGCGCAGGAACGUGGCUUUGA
Aspergillus terreus NIH2624 is the source of this 711-nucleotide messenger RNA. RefSeq lists its product as uncharacterized. The coding region runs from base 1 to 711 and encodes 236 amino acids. The transcript has 2 exons. Lineage: Eukaryota; Fungi; Ascomycota; Eurotiomycetes; Eurotiales; Aspergillaceae. The record is from RefSeq and is a predicted model, not a curated record.